Molecule: messenger RNA, 3417 nt
Organism: Schizosaccharomyces osmophilus
Lineage: Eukaryota; Fungi; Ascomycota; Schizosaccharomycetes; Schizosaccharomycetales; Schizosaccharomycetaceae
Gene: clr1
Product: SHREC complex intermodule linker subunit Clr1
Exons: 1
Coding region: 1-3417 (1138 amino acids)
Source: RefSeq, a predicted model, not a curated record
AUGGAACUCAAAAUGCAAUUUAAUACAUCAGUUCCUCCUGGUGUUCUUCAUUACAUUUUUUCUGGAUACAAAAUACUACGGCCAUGGUUGAUGGCCACAAGAAUGAAAGGACCAAUAAACGAUAUUUCCGUGAUUAAUAACAUGUUUCAGGAGGUCUUGAAGACUGGUUUUUUUGUAAAUCCACCACCCGUUGAAAUUUACUCUAGGCAAUUGCUUAAAUUCAUAUCUGUUUUGGCGGGGAAUAAAAGUACAGCAUCCAUUGAACAUUAUGGAUAUUCAUCUACUUUUCUAUCAAACCCUGUUGCGAAUACUGCUGUACCGACUUCAUUUGGAAAACCAGUAAAAACAGGCAAUAGCAGUGGAAAUGAAGUGCCUUUUAAGUCUCCAGGAAACCAUGAAUUGAAUACAGCUUCUCCUACAUAUUUACCACAGUCUUCGGUGAAUAAUCAAUCUAGUCUAUUAAAGCAGCUUCCUCUCGAAAAUCGUAUAGCAAAUAAUCCACCGUAUCCUACAAAUAUCGCUUCUACCGAAAAUCAGAAAUCUCACCGUCCUGGACCUUUUUCUUCACUUCCUUCAGAUCCUUUAGAUGCUAAGAUACAUGCGACAGCUUCAAAUAGAUUUUCCGUUCCUAGCAUCGCGAAUAGCCAAUCUGUACCUUUGUGGCCUAAUCGGCCACAUCGAGUAACGAACGAGUCAGUACCCCCGUCUUUUGAACAUAGUAACGUUCGUCCUAAUGAACCGCCCAGUCAAGUAUAUCCGGCUUCUACAUUAAGCAGUAAGUCAUCAUCAAAACCUCAUCAACCGAGUCAAGAAGUAUCACAAAAUCUACCCAACGGUGACUCAUCAACACCUAAGGCUGUAGAGCCGUCUACUUCUCAAUUCAAUUUUCAAAAAGUUUAUCCAGAUGUUUCUCCUUAUUUGACUCCUGAUAAUAUUGGUAGUGCAAUUUUAUAUUCCACUAAUGAUUUCUCAAAAUCCGAACCCGACAAGCCUCGAUUGAAUUUAUCCCUUGAGUUGAAGCUUAUGGAAAAUAAAUUAGAAAAAGGAGAAUUAGGACCAAACAUGAAAGGUGACUUACGAAAUUUGGCUGAUUGGGAUGCAAUUUCUCUUGUUUCUUCACAAUUUCCAUCGCUCUCGCCUUCUAGCUUUAGACCUGAUGGCUCAUUUCUUAAGCAUCGUCGCUUCAACGAUGAAAUCAUGGAAAACAAAGAAAUUAUGGAAAAAGCGAUUAAACAGUUGAAUUUGUCUCCUUCAGAUGCAGAACGCUUACGUGAACGAAAUAGAGUACAAGUUCUAGAUGACAAGAAGCUAUGUUUCUCAUUGUCAAAAAGUUACCCAUCGAACCAUAAUCAGCUCUUAGAUAGGUUUGAUAAGCUACCAGGUAAUAGAAAACCUGGCACGUCUAAGAAAGUUGCUACUAAAGUACCAACGCCUUCUGCAGAAAAGCUUCCGGAAACUGAGCAAACACAAGAGAACGAAGUCGGCGAAGACGUUCCUUUGCUCAGCCUUUCUAACUACAGACCGAAUUUACUUCACAAUCGAAAACAGAAUUCUAACACCAAAGCUGCGCGCGUCAAAACGCACGUGGAAAGUAAGAAAUCUAGUAAUGAUUUUGCACUUGAAAACAUUGAUCUAUCAUCAAUCAAGGCUUCCAAAGAGACCAGCAACGUUGCAGUUGAUAGCUAUCUGGCUAAAAAUAUUGAUGUCGCACAUGUUAAACACAAUGUAAAUUCAAUCCUUCCAGGUGAUACCGAACAUUUGAUUGAAGUUAUAGAGAAGCCUAUUAAUGAGCAAAGGGACCAAGAAACCGAACAGACAGAAACUUACAGAAAGGAGUUUACGCAAAAACCAAACAAAGAGUUACCUGGACGAGAGGAUCCUAUUCGAACUGAAGAUUCUUCAAAGCAAGUUGAUGAAUAUAAUAACCAAAAAUCACAUUCAUUGAUAUCUAAUAAGGACGACGAGGUAAUUAAAUUGACUAAUUCUCAGAUUGAUGUUGAAGCCGGUGACAGAUUGCAAAGUUCAAAUCUUACGAAUAGCGAAGCCGAGAAAACACGUAACUCAUAUGUGCCUCAAACUAUACAAAUUACCGAUUCUUCCGAUAGUGAAAACCAAUUUAGAGAUGCAGUAUUAUCAGAGGUCAAUGUUGAGCAGAACAGCAAAUCAGAUGGAAAUAUAAAAAAACGUUCCAUCGAAAGUGUUGAUGCAUCUUCUGAUCCUACUUUAUUGACAAUUGGAAUUCCUGAAAACCAAGGAUUGUUAAAUAUCAAGACGCUAUUGAAUGACGAUUCAGCCCAACAGUCGAGUACAUCUAAUUCUUUCAAUGAAGAAGCUGGAAAAAGUAGAGAGACGUCAGAUAUGCUUUCAAUAGAGAAAGAGCCUUCUUUGGAUUCUUCUUUCAUCAAUAAAUCUCAACACAUUGACAUAGAGAAGGACACAUUACAACCGGUUAACACGGAAUCUUCCGAAGUUGAUCUUCCCACAAAUGAUUUUCAAUCACUUGGUCAUGAGUUACUAAAUGCGUCAAGCGAUGUGAACAACUCUGCUUCCGAUUUAUCAAUGCAGUUAAAAGCAACUAACAUCAAUCAAGAUGUUCCUCUCAUGGAAACACCAAUUUUACUAGAAGGAAUUGAGGCGGAUAAGCAAAAAGUCUAUACUUCGUUAAAAUCACUUCCGCAGGGUUUUACCGAAUUUAAGUGCAAGUGGACUAGUUGUGAAGCCAAUUUGCAUUCUCUAGAAAACUUGUUUACACAUAUAAAAAAAUUACAUACUCAAUGUACAGAUGAGGGCUCCACAUUAAAAUGUUGCUGGAAUCAGUGUUUUUUGUCUUUAGGUUCUGGACAAAUGGACGCUCACAUUAGGGAACAUCUUGAAAAGAUACAGCAUAAUUGCAAAGUUCCUGGAUGCAAAAAAGGGUUAUCUAACUACGAAGAAUUCCAGGAGCAUCUUAUGUUUUCUCAUUUGCCGUAUAAGUUCGAGCCGUCUGCUUUAAUUACUACUAGAAAAUCUAGACUACAAGAAGGAAAUCGAAGAACUCGGAACAACCAAGGAGAUAAAUCUGCUGUUCCUGGAUUUUUCCUUAAUACAUCUACUCCUAUAAUCAAACCCGCCCCAUCGAACUGGUAUCCGGUUCCACCUCCCGGCUUUAGUCCAUCUGUUUUUGCUAGGUUGAACCAGAAUAAUCAAUCAAAGGAAAGGACUGUGUCUUCCUUAGCGAAAAGAAAUGUCUUUCACUCGUUUGCUGGUUUGCGUAAUGACCAUAUGAAAACUACUGGUUCUGAUAGUACUUCUGAUGCUCAGUAUGCUCGAGUUGGUCAAAUAGGACAACUUUUUACCGCUGUAUCAAAAUCAGAGUGUCUUCCUUCGAUGAUUAUUGAAGGAAUAGUUGUUCAGAGGAAGAACUGGAUUGUACAUUAA